AAACUCGAAUCUCACUUCCUUGUCCUCACGCCCCCACCGCCUCCCACCAUCCAACGAAUAUAUUCUCUUUCGACUUUUCUCAUUUUCCCGUUGAUUCAUGAUCGAAAAUUUUCUUUUUUUUGAUAAUUUCUCGUCUUCCCGGUGGCUGAUUUUUCUCCCCAUUUCUCCUUCGUACUCUCUCUCUCUCUCUCUCUCUCGCUCUCGCCCUCGCUACAGUGUGGUAAGAGCUGUCAUGUCGUUCAGAGGGACAAAUGCGUCGUCUGGAAUGGGUGUUGCUGAACACAGCAAAACCACUUAUCUGGAACUGCAGAGGAAGAAGGUUCACCGCUAUGUGAUUUUUAAGAUCGAUGAGAAGAAAAAAGAGGUUGUUGUUGAGAAGACUGGAGGUCCAGCUGAAAGCUACGAAGAUUUCACCUCCUCUUUGCCAGAGAAUGACUGCCGAUAUGCUGUCUAUGACUUCGACUUUGUAACUUCUGAAAACUGUCAAAAGAGCAAGAUCUUUUUCAUCGCUUGGUCCCCUUCCGUGUCUCGUAUUCGCCCCAAGAUGCUGUAUGCAACGUCCAAGGACAGGUUCCGAAGGGAGCUCGAGGGCAUCCACUACGAGAUCCAAGCAACCGACCCAACAGAGAUGGAUCUCGAAGUUCUCAGAGAACGGGCAAACUAGGGGUCGCUUUGCUCUCAUGCUAAAGAAAGGAAAGUAAGGGGCUACUGUUUACUUUUUGCGACCCAUAGUUUCUGAUCAUGGGUGAUAUCUCUGCGACACUAAUAGUAUAUGUAAGACAAGCAGCUAACUCUCUAAAUAAUCGGCGCCCGGGAAGACUGACUAGGAGCUGCCCUGCAAGACACCCCAAGUUAUGGGGAAUGCGAGCUUCUGUAUCCGUGAUGCUUCUCGGGUGAAAAAUGGUUGUGCAAUGAAUCGAUGUUAAAUGAUAUGGCUUCGCUUGGUAUUGAUGCAAAUCAAAUGGUACAUUGUCAUCA
Molecule: messenger RNA, 978 nt
Organism: Rhodamnia argentea
Lineage: Eukaryota; Viridiplantae; Streptophyta; Magnoliopsida; Myrtales; Myrtaceae
Product: actin-depolymerizing factor
Exons: 3
Coding region: 98-664 (188 amino acids)
Biological process (GO): actin filament depolymerization
Cellular component (GO): actin cytoskeleton; cytoplasm
Molecular function (GO): actin filament binding
Source: RefSeq, a predicted model, not a curated record